Molecule: messenger RNA, 936 nt
Organism: Hibiscus syriacus
Lineage: Eukaryota; Viridiplantae; Streptophyta; Magnoliopsida; Malvales; Malvaceae
Exons: 5
Coding region: 51-710 (219 amino acids)
Source: RefSeq, a predicted model, not a curated record
UAUUAAGAAAAGAAAAUUAAAGUGAAUAGCAGAGCCUUAGCAACACAAAAAUGUUGCUCAGCUCCAAAAUAUCUCCACUCCCUUGUCUUCAUUCUCCAGCCCCUAAUCUCCCUACUGUCCUCGCCAAAUCUUUACCACCGUACUCAAGAACGCUAACUGCCCCGCUGAAAGGAUCUCGGCCACAGCUCACCCUUAUGGUCUCAUCAUCGUCGUCGUCAGAAAAUCAGGCGGCCGUCUUCGACAUCGCAUCUAAACCACAUGAUCAGGAUGCAGCGGAGGUUGUUAGGAGGUUCUACGCAGGAAUCAAUGGCCGUGAUCUGGCGUCGGUGGAGCCCUUAAUAGCGGAGAAAUGCGUGUACGAGGACCUUAUCUUCCCCCGUCCAUUCAUUGGUCGCAAGGAAAUUUUAGAGUUCUUCAAGAGUUUCAUGGAUUCAAUAAGCAAGGACCUCCAAUUUGCUAUUGAAGAUAUCUCUGCCGAGGAUUCAUCUGCUGUUGGAGUUACAUGGCAUUUAGAAUGGAAAGGAAAGGUUUUUCCCUUCAGCAAAGGUUGCAGCUUUUAUCGGCUAGAGAUGGUGGAUGGCACAAGGCAAAUAGUAUAUGGACGAGACGUUGUUGAACCUGCAAUCAAACCUGGGAAGACAGCUUUGGGUGCCAUCAGGGCCGUAACAUGGGUGCUACAACAAUUUCCUCAGUUGGCAAAACAGCUAUAAAUAUAACUAAGCUGGGGCAUGAGAGAACAUUCAUUUUUACUACAAAGGAAGGCGAGCGGUCUACCAAAUGAUUCUCAGCACCUCAAUUAAACUCUCAACAAGUUUACUGUAUUUGUAUAUAGAAAAUUGGCACGUGGUUUGUUACUUUGUUUCUAGUGGUGAGAUAUUCAUUAUUCAGAGCUUGCUUAGCCCUUAACAACUUUUCCCGACUUUGCAUGUACCUUAU